This is a messenger RNA of Talaromyces proteolyticus, 4969 nucleotides long. Its product is annotated as Urb2/Npa2 family-domain-containing protein. The record is from RefSeq and is a predicted model, not a curated record. NCBI's taxonomy places the organism in Eukaryota, Fungi, Ascomycota, Eurotiomycetes, Eurotiales, Trichocomaceae. The transcript has 3 exons. Gene Ontology annotation, biological process: ribosome biogenesis. Bases 64 to 4512 code for a protein of 1482 amino acids. Gene Ontology annotation, cellular component: nucleolus.
CAAUACCUGAGCUUGCAACUGCGAUUUCUCGACGACCUCGACGCGACAAGAGCUUUGGUGGCCAUGGCGCCCAUCAAGGACGCCGUUGGAUCGUCGCAAGAAGCUCUUUUGAGUCUGGAGAAGAGCACUGCGAACAGUGACACGCAACUGAACAAUGCGGCGCGGAUUAUCAAACUGGAUUUGUUAUCGUCGACAGACUUAGCUCACACGAAACCUGAUCUGAACACCAAGCCCGCUCCUAAGGAAGAAUGGGUCCUGCGGUGGCUACUCAAGCGAUUCAAGAGCAAACCAUACCGGCUACAACCCCUCUCUUACGUGCUCUUGCAGAAACUUAUCCAAAGGAUUCCACCGAAAGCAAUUGCUGUAAUAUUUACAGACUACAAAUUCUCGCAGUUGGUCAAGGAUAUCGUUGAAGAUUUGGAGAACGCUGUUUUCGCGUCACUUCGAGACGAUACCGUCAAAGUGCCCGUGCCCUCGGGCUCGGAGACCAGUACUACACUCAACCAAUCGCCUAUUCGAUCCAAGAAGCGAAAAAGAGGCGAGAAUACGGCAAAUCGGGAUGAGGAUAUAUUGGGGUUUCAGCAACCCAGAGCCGCAGUUGACGCCUACGUCAAUUUCUUGGAUUUCCUCUUCGUCCUUACGACAUUGGUGAACAGUCAUGAAAAUAGCGGUAGUGUAUCGCAAAUACACCUUCGGCAAGCGUUACGGACGGAAUCUGCCUUUGUCGCCCCGAUCCUGGGAAAACUGUUCAGAGCCUCUGCUUAUCUGGUAGCGGAAUUUGCCAAAGAGAAGCGUAGCUCGGAGUUACAGCGUUUGAUAAAAGCAAGCACAGCUGUUUUUAUUCUUUGGGAGUUAAGCAGAAGUAAUGUUGAUGGUACUGGGAAAAAUAAUGUUAAUGUUGCUUUCUCAGACCACUGCUUUGUUGAGUCUAUGCGGCUUUAUCUCCUCGUCCUCUCCAUUGGAGGCGUGCCCGAUGGUGCAGAUUUCAUAGUUCAUUCUAUCGAAAAGUUAAUUGCCCUUCAUGUCGUUCUUCCAGCACGAAAUGCCUUUAUGGAUGCAGGGGGUUUAGGGAUUGAUUAUUCAAAAGACGAUGAUCCUGAUUGGAGUGCUGUACAGCCAGUUACAGCCACUUUCAGACCACUUCUGGCAGUCAAGUCAAGUGAAAAUGUCGAUUGCAGUGGAAUUGAGACUCCACCGUCCAGCAAAGCUGUCUGUAUCUUUGCCCCAACUUGGAAACCAGCCGAACUCGUCCCAACGUUUUAUAAUAUUAUUGCUCGAUCUGUGCCAAGGGAUUCGUUUCGUCGUCAGGCAAACGAAGCUUCGUGGCUUGAAACUGCGUUUGUGGCACUUGCAGAAUUGGCUUAUUCAAUGACUAAGGACAAAAAUGGCAACAUAUCUGGAUUUAUCCCUCAGUUGGAGCAACUGUUCAUCGUUGUCCGUGCAUGUAACAUAAAACUCUCUCUACACACCUUUCUUACGCAUGCUGCAUAUACAGGUCUUCUUAAGGGAAAGGACAGACCGCAAGAAGUGCACUGGGGACUGACAGCGCUACUCAUCGAACUUGGAGUCGAUAUUUUUCUACCAAAUUCUGGAUUCAAAGACUCGAAGCGUCUGUUAGAUGCCCUUUGCCAAACACUAUAUCAUAUCCGCAAUGAUCAGGUCAGUCGGCAAAUAUUCCAAACAGUCAAAGCGAAUGUGGUUAUCCCCCUUCUGCGGGCAUUCGCUGGCGCGAGAGACCUUCCUUCUUUUAUUACAUUAUGGCGUGAACAGUUACGCGACAUAGAAAUUGCACGAGGAGCAGGAGAUUCCAAGGACACAUACUCUGUUUGGGAAGAUGACGAUUUGGGCAUAGCAUUCCGAGAAGUGAUGAAGAUAUCUUUGAGUGAAGCACAAUUUAGAUCACAGCUCCAAAGCGCUAUGGCAGAAGUCACAUCAACUACAGGGGCUAUAUCAAACUCGCCAGAGUUGUAUGCUUCCGUUGUCCUACUGGAGAUCAGCUCAAAUGUGUGGGGUCAGCAUGGCGUCCCAGGUUUAGAAACUGAGUCGGUGACCGGUCUGGCCAAGGCAAUUAACAAAUCACUUCUGCUUCGUGACAAUGUGCACUGGAAAUGGCGACUAUGGAGGCUGGCAAAGAACCUGCUUCCGACUAGUCUGAAGAACCCUCUUAAUGGUCCAAAUGAUCUAGCUCAGAGUCUCGAGAAGAGGGCGUUGAGAGUAAUGCAAAGCGCCUAUGAACAGCAGAAUCCUGUUGAUCUACGAGAAUGCUUUGAAGCUUGUCGAUUCUUACUUCAAAUAACACGAGAUUUGCAGCACAUCUCUCCAAAUGAGGAAACGGUACCGCAAUCUCUACUUGAUAAUGUCACAGGGCUAUUCAAAACCCUCAUUGCGUCUGAAAAAAAGGGGUUGCUUAGCUGGAAUGGUCGUAUCGAGGAUAUAAGAUCGCCAUCCCAACUCGGGAUCGCCUAUGUCGUGUGUAUUAUGGAAUUUCCCGGUAUAUGGCACCAGGUUCCUUCCAAGUCUGCGGAGAAUUUUAUUCAUCAUCUCCUGCUCUUGGCUGGGCGGACAAAACAACAUGUCAAGAACUCGGAGAGUGCAACCUUUUAUCAAUUAUGGGAAGUCAUGGUUUCAUACGAGUAUCUCCUCGAUAUUCCAAAACUUUGCUCGAGUAUUGUCCAAGUACUCUUCCGAGACCUCCAAACCAAUUCAGCUCACCGAGCUUUGGUUCUCAGUUUCCUGCCUCGAAUUCCGAUUCGUUUACAUGGAGUCGAUGGCGCUAAAGAGGUCAUGGCGUCUUUUUUAAAUGAACACAAGCUUUCUCCCGAGUCAAUCCCUGACGCGAUAUCAUUGAUGGCUAAAUGGUGUUGGGAAUCCGCUCAAAUCGAUCAUACAGCCAGAGAGUGGAUUGCGUCGAAUCUGCCAUUGCAAUGUUCCACUAAUGACAUUUACACGCUGCGAUCUUAUCGGUCAUUAGUUGAAACCGUUUUUGAGGGAGAACUCGAAGCAUGCAAGUCGACUGAAUUGCACAAAUUUCUAAAACGGUACUAUAAAAUUGCAUCCCACGGCGUAUCUGAUGCUGUCGAGAUGGAGGCAGCCGAUCAGAAUCGCAACCUGUCCUUGAAACUGGUUCUCGUCGGCGUUUUGUUACGACUACUAUCGGUACAUUGUGACGAGUUGAACGACCCUAAGCUGUUGAAAGACAUUACUCGACAGAGACGAAAAAUGUUUCAGUCUAUGUUGAAUAGCCUUGACAGUUGCAAACAACUUUUGGAUGAAGAUGAAUCAAAUAACAAGGCUGCAAUUGGGCUUGCCACGACACUAUACGUUUUGGAAGAGUUCCAGGACCUGCUCCAACAGAAAGAGAAGGCUAGUCGGAAAUUGACUGAUAUUUACAAGAAUAUUCCGAGGAUUUCAGACAAAUGGGGGCAUUAUUUACAGAAAAUCAUUCAGCAACAGCUAUUGCGGGGUGUUCCGAAUGAAGACAGACUUACUCUAGAUGACCCGAACGUUACAGACGUUGUCAACCUGCGCCGACUAUAUGCGGAAGACCAACAGCGAUACGUGCAAGUCACGACAGCCCAGCUGGAAGCUAUGAACAACGAAGGACGCAUUAAAACUAUUCGCAAGCUAAGAAGUAAUGGCUUUUAUGGACCCAUUGGGUCAUGCCGGCUGAUGGUUGCGGGUUUGGCCGUGUCUUGUCUAGAUGACAUUCCCGAGAAAGGCAGUGCCGAAGCGCGAGAGCUUUCUUUCCUCUGUACUGCUCUGACGGAUACAAUACAGGAUAGCCAGGCCAUUGAGCAGUUUUCUCUUGCUGCAGAAUGUCUCGAUAUUCUACUCCGACUGCACCCUCGAGGCGUCUCUCAGUACAAUAUCGAUAAGUGCCUCUCGACAGUCUCCAAAACGAUGUCCAAACUCUCUUCUCUGGAUGUCAACGAAGUCUCUCCAGAAUUUGCAAGCACCGUUUACACCCGUUUCUGCCGGCUCAUGGGAACAUUAUUUGGUCUAUAUCGACAACAACUUGGUGGGAGAUUCCAUAUUCUCACCCCUGCUUUGCAGGCCCUUCUCAAAGCGCUCUUCGCUCCUAGUCGGAAGCGAAAGCGCGAUGCAGGAUCAUCGAGACUGUCGCCAAUGCACCGUGCUCUAGGCAUUCCCCAUGCAGUAAUGUUCUCUCGCCUCCUCUCCUCGCUCUGCGAUCCUACCGUGUCAGCAGUUUCUCGUCCAACUCGUGGUGGAGCUAGCCGUGACGGGCUGAUCGACCAGACAAAGACAGCCAAGCUUAAAGCCGGACAGCAUCUCCGUAUCAUUAUCGAGAGUUAUGCGCAGCAUAUGCUAGACUCCCCCAUCAGCGCGGAAAUGAAGGCGGCCCUGCUCCCUGGGCUGUACGCGGUGCUAGAUGCGAUGCCGACGGAUACCAAGCGCGCCCUGAACGCGAGCAUGGACGUGUCCUCGCGGGCGAUAUUCAAGACUCUUCAUGAUGACUACAUCUCGUUCGGCAAGUGGAAUAAUAAGGGGUGAUCUGUCAUCUAUGCCUGUGUAUAGUAGAAUAGUAUUACCUUGCCAAUACAAAAAUAUAUGCAACAUAAAACCACACAGCAUCAUGCCGCUAUGCUUACUAUCAAUGAUAGCUCAGAGAUCGCAUAUUUACCCAUACUUCAAAUAUUUCUAAGUCCGAAGCUGACUAUGGAUGUUUAGUGAAUGGUUACAUGUGUGAUAUACAUAAAAAAGAAAAUUCGUGUUCCUGAAUUGGCAACACUGGCAAUUGAUUUUUCACCAAUACUGGGGAGCCUAGUGGAUUUUCUUUUUUUAGAAAGUAGCAUGUCCUGGUUUAUCUAGGGUCCUUCGGGUCAUGAGCUCGACGAGCUUCCAAUGCCCUAACAUGCUGUGAUUGAAUUAGAAUUUGCAAGUUUUGUCUUUGUAAGGACAGGAUCACUAGCAGAACAUAUGUAUCUAUCUCAAUUCCAAUAGUGCCUCC